Molecule: messenger RNA, 2007 nt
Organism: Aphidius gifuensis
Lineage: Eukaryota; Metazoa; Arthropoda; Insecta; Hymenoptera; Braconidae
Product: protein disulfide-isomerase A3-like
Exons: 3
Coding region: 266-1738 (490 amino acids)
Biological process (GO): protein folding; response to endoplasmic reticulum stress
Cellular component (GO): endoplasmic reticulum
Molecular function (GO): protein disulfide isomerase activity
Source: RefSeq, a predicted model, not a curated record
CUAACUGAUCCCCAAGUGGCCACGUCUCUCCUUUGGCUGUCAAUUGUAAGAAAUAGAAAAAAAAAAAAAAACGUGUCAAAUACAUUAAAUAAGGAUACAAAAUUUGUUAAUGCAGUUGAUAAAAGAGAGAGAGAAAUAAAAAAUUGACGUGUUUCCAGCUAAAAGCCGACAACAAGUUUGUUCCUCUCUUCAACAUAUCCAUAUAAUAAAACACCGGCAACGGCAUCAUCAUCAUCAUUCGGUUCUGAAUUGUGAUACGUUUAACAUGUUAGCAAAGUAUUUAUUCAUAUUUUCUCUGGCUCUUGGAGCUUGGGCUGCUGAAGAAGAUGUACUUGAACUUACGGAUUCUGAUUUUACAGCAACACUUGAUACAUAUGACAAUACACUCGUUAUGUUUUAUGCACCAUGGUGUGGUCACUGCAAACAUUUGAAGCCAGAAUUUGCUAAAGCUGCUGGUGAAUUGAAAAGAAAUGAUCCACCAAUAACACUUGCCAAAGUUGAUUGUACUGAAGGUGGUAAAGACACCUGCGGUAAAUACUCUGUCUCUGGUUAUCCAACAUUGAAAAUUUUCUCAAAGAGUGAAAUGGUCAGUGAUUACAAUGGACCAAGAGAAGCUGAUGGUAUUGUUAAAUACAUGAAGAGUCAAGUUGGACCAGCAUCAAAAGAACUUAAAGGUGAAGAAUGCCAUAAAAAUUUCCUUGAAACAAAUGAAGUUAGUUAUAUUCUUUAUACUGAAAAAGAAGAUUCACCAUUGGCCAAGGCUUUCCAUUCAGUUGCUAAAAAAUUACGUGAAAAAGCACGUUUUGCUCAUACAAUUGCAAAAUCACUUGUUGAAAAAGAUGGUUUUAAAAAUAAAAUUGUUUUAUAUAGACCAAAAAUAUUACAAAAUAAAUUUGAAGAAUCAAUUUUACACUAUGAUGGUGAAUCAAAUAUUGCUGAUAUAUCUGAUUUUGUAACUAAAAAUUACUUUGGUCUUGCUGGUAUACGUACACGUGAUAAUGCACAAUCAUUUGUAAAUCCACUUGUUGUUGCAUACUACAGUGUUGAUUAUGUUAAAAAUCCAAAAGGUACAAACUACUGGCGUAAUCGUAUUUUAAAAGCAAGUAAAAAUUAUAAAUCAUUCAACUAUGCAAUCUCAAAUAAGGAUGAUUUCCAACAUGAAUUAAAUGACUUUGGUGUUACAUUUGCUAAAGAUGAUAAACCAGUUAUUCUUGCUAGAGAUGAAAAAAAUCAAAAAUACGUUAUGAAAGAUGAAUUUAAUGUUGAAAACUUUGAAAAAUUCUUGAAAGAUUUUGAUAGUAAUGUAUUAGAACCAUUUAUUAAAUCUGAGCCAAUACCAGAAGACAAUUCAGCACCAGUUAAAGUUGUUGUUGGUAAAAAUUAUGAUGACAUUAUUACAAAUUCAGAUAAAGAUGUACUUAUUGAAUUUUAUGCACCAUGGUGUGGUCAUUGUAAAAAAUUAGCACCAAUAUUUGAUGAAUUGGGUGAAAAAUUAGUUGAUGAAAAUGUUGUUAUUGCUAAAUUUGAUGCAACAGCAAAUGAUGUACCAGCACAAUUUGAAGUACGUGGUUUUCCAACAUUAUACUGGAUUCCAAAAGAUGCCAAAUCAUCACCAGUCAAAUAUGAAGGUGGACGUGAACUUGAUGAUUUUGUUAAAUACAUUGCCAAACAUUCUUCUGAUGGUCUUAAAAACUUUGAUCGUAAGGGUAACGCCAAGGUUGCCAAAGAAGAACUUUAAAUAAUUUCUUUAUAAAACAUGUUCUUUUUUUUUUUUUUUUUGCAAUAUUUUUAAUGUCUAAGCGGAGGUUUUUUUUUAAUUAAAUUUUUUUUUUGUCAAAGCUAAAUCAACUGUUUUUUUUUUGGUUUAUUAACUACGUCAUUUUAUGAUGACAUUAUCAAUUUUAAUCUCAAUCAAAAACUUCCAAUUAUACAUCGACAACAAUGAGACUUUUAUCAGAAUAAUUUUAUUUUUUAAGAUCUUUUUUUUUUUUCAAAAAUAGAAUGAAC